CGAAACCUCACUAUCUCCUAUUGUUUGCCGCCGCCGACGACCAUGGUUGUGAAACAUUGGAUCUUGUUUUGAUGAUUAAUUAAUCUACAAACUAAAUCAAUGGAUGCGCGAACGCAAGACUGCAUUUCUGGGGGCAGAGGCUUGCUUGCUGGUGGGUUCGGUGAAGAAUGCGCAGCGGAACGAUUACAGGUUCAUAUUUAGGGAAGAUGCUCGCUGUGAGACCCUGAGAAUUGGGGUUUUCCAGGGUGGAGCCGCUUUCAUUUUGGUCUCCAGCUUUGCUUCCAAGUUGAAUGCCUACUGGUCGGAGGAGGAAGAGGAAGGCGCCGGCGCCAACGAGGGCAAUCCGGGCGCCUAUACUCCGAUAUGAGUUUGUUUCUGUACGGUACGUUUUACUUGGAUUUGAUUCUAUAAAAAAAAAUUUAAGGG
Molecule: messenger RNA, 426 nt
Organism: Linum trigynum
Lineage: Eukaryota; Viridiplantae; Streptophyta; Magnoliopsida; Malpighiales; Linaceae
Source: the annotation of a GenBank genome assembly